ACCACAAAGAGAGGUCCUACACCAUUGCUUUCUUCUGAUCCCUUUAACUCCAAGCAACAUCAGAACUACCAGAAUGGAAUACUACAAGUUUGCCCUGCUCGUGGUCUUCUUGUCCUAUAUUGAGCGCUGCUGGUCUUCUUCCUGUGUGGUGGACAGCUUCACAGUCAAGCAGGACUUUGAUCCAAAAAAGUACGCAGGAAAAUGGUACGCCCAGCAGAAGAAAGACCCAGAGGGACUCUUCCUCCAGGAUAACAUUUCUGCAGAAUACACUAUUGAUGAGGAUGGCACCAUGACUGCUUCCUCCAAGGGACGUGUCACUCUGUUUGGAUUCUGGGUUGUGUGCGCUGAUAUGGCUGCCCAGUAUACUGUGCCUGACCCCACCACCCCUGGAAAGAUGUUCAUGACCUACCAGGGCCUGGCCAGCUACCUGUCCAGUGGAGGUGACAACUACUGGGUCAUUGAUACCGACUAUGACAACUAUGCCAUCACCUAUGCAUGCCGCACCCUAAAAGACGAUGGCACCUGUGAUGACGGAUACGCCCUGGUUUUCUCUCGUAACCCCCGUGGCCUGCCCCCUGCCAUCCAGCGCAUUGUGCGCCAAAAGCAGGAGGAGAUCUGCAUGGCUGGCCAGUUCCAGCCUGUGCUACAGUCAGGAGCUUGCUGAACUCUCUGAGAGAGGUUCCUUUAUCACGCUGGCAUGAAAAGAGACAUGGGGAGGCAUCUCAUAGCAGCAUUUUAGAGAUUCAGAAAACAAAGCAUGUAUCAGGGAGAAACUGUUUGCAACUCACUGUCUCAAGGGAAACUUGUGUCUCUGAAAAUAAAUAUUUUUUAAACAAAA
Messenger RNA from Colossoma macropomum (tambaqui), 838 nucleotides. It is a transcript of the gene rbp4l, whose product is annotated as retinol binding protein 4, like. Gene Ontology annotation, molecular function: retinoid binding; retinol transmembrane transporter activity. The record is from RefSeq and is a predicted model, not a curated record. The coding region runs from base 74 to 664 and encodes 196 amino acids. Lineage: Eukaryota; Metazoa; Chordata; Actinopteri; Characiformes; Serrasalmidae. The transcript is spliced from 6 exons.